GGGGGCGGGCGAGGGGGCGGUGUCCUGGCCAUGGCCGGCCUGUCGGACCUGGAGCUGCGGCGGGAGCUGCAGGCCCUGGGCUUCCAGCCAGGCCCCAUCACCGACACCACUCGGAACGUCUACCGCAACAAGCUGCGCCGCCUGCGGGGCGAGGCCCGGCUGCGCGACGACGAGCGGCUGCGGGAGGAGGCCCGGCUGCGCGACGACGAACGGCUGCGGGAGGAGGCCCGGCCUCGGAGCCCCGAGCGGCCGCGGGAGGAGGCCCGGCUCCGCGAAGAAGCACCGCUGCGCGCGCGGCCCGCCGCGUCCUUCUUGCGGGCGGAGCCCGGGCUCUCCCCGCCGGCCUCGAGCGCGGCCCCCGACACCUCAGGGCCUUACGGCGACUUCGGGGCCUCCGCCUCUCCCUGGGCCCGAAGCCGCGGCCUCGCCUACCCCGCCCGCCCCGGGCCGCUGCGGCGCCGCGCCUCUGUCCGGGGCAGCUCCGAGGAGGACGAGGAUGCCCGGACGCCCGACAGGGCCGCCCUGGGCCCGACCCGCCACUGGUGGGCCCCGUCCUCGGCCUCUGCGCGGCCGCCCUCCGCGCUCCUCCGCGCCGACGCGCGCCCCGGCCCGAAGGCCACGCGAACGGGCUCCGCGGGCGCCGUGCGGGCCCGACCUGAGGCCGGCCGGCGGCUGGAGCGCUGUCUGUCGCGCCUGCUGCUCUGGGCCAGCCUGGGGCUGCUGCUCGUCUUUCUGGGCAUCCUCUGGGUGAAGAUGGGCAAGCCCUCGGCGCCGCAGGAGGCGGAGGACAACAUGAAAUUGUUGCCGGUGGACUGUGAGAGGAAAACAGAUGAGUUCUGCCAGGCCAAGCAGAAGGCGGCCUUGCUGGAGCUGUUGCACGAGCUGUACAACUUCCUGGCCAUCCAAGCAGGUAAUUUUGAGUGCGGCAAUCCAGAGAAGCUAAAAAGCAAAUGCAUUCCUGUUGUGGAGGCUCAGGAGUACAUAGCUAAUGUGACCAGCAGCCCCUCUGCAAAGUUUGAGGCCGCGCUGACCUGGAUACUGAGCAGCAACAAGGACGUGGGUAUCUGGUUGAAAGGGGAAGACCCGUCUGAGCUGGUGACGACAGUGGACAAAGUGGUCUGCCUGGAGUCUGCCCGGCCCCGAAUGGGUGUUGGCUGCCGCCUGAGCCGUGCCCUGCUCACUGCCGUCACCCACGUGCUCAUCUUCUUCUGGUGCCUGGCCUUCCUGUGGGGCCUCCUAAUCCUUCUGAAGUACCGAUGGCGGAAGCUAGAGGAGGAAGAGCAGGCCAUGUACGAGAUGGUGAAGAAGAUUAUAGAUGUGGUCCAGGACCACUAUGUUGACUGGGAGCAGGACAUGGAGCGCUACCCGUAUGUGGGCAUCCUCCACGUGCGAGACACCCUCAUCCCUCCACAGAGUCGGCGGCGCAUGAAGCGCGUGUGGGAUCGUGCUGUGGAAUUCCUGGCUUCCAAUGAAUCGCGAAUCCAGACUGAGUCCCAUCGUGUGGCGGGGGAGGACAUGCUGGUGUGGAGAUGGACUAAACCUUCCUCCUUCUCUGACUCAGAGCGAUAGGAAAGGGCCUGCUCCAGCCAGCCUGGCCUGGCCACCCAGCUGGGGCAAGGGCACAGACAGACCUUCGGUGCUCAUUCACGCCUGCCUUGAUUGCCCUCCAGGUCUCAGUUCUGGGACGUGUGGGCUUCCUUAGGAGAGCAGGGUGAGGCUCCUCUAUGCCAGUCUUCCUGACAGAAAGAGAAGGGCUGGCUCUCCCUGGAUGGAAAGACUGGCAGUGGUUGGAACCCUGGAGGUUCCCAGAAAGCCAGACAGCAACCCCACGUUUGGGAGGUGGGUCGGGUGGUGGGCUGGGGCAGCAGGGGAGCGGUGGCACUUGGUCCGCGUGCCUUUGCAGUGUUUCCCAGGGAGCUUGAGGGUGAGGGAGGAGUCCUGUCCUGCUGCUGCAUGAGCCUCUUUAUCCGAAAGGGGAAGAUGCUAGCCGGUGAACCAGCUGUAGGGACGGAAUAGGUGGCCAGGAUCUGGAAAGGGUGGAGGGUCCAGCCCCAGCUGCCUGGGCCUCAGUGCCUCUCCAGAUGAAAAGUCAGCCCUGAACCAGGGCGGAGCCUCAGCCUCCUGCAGGCUCACCACCUUAUUUUACUGUGACGACGCCUCUCCUGGCUGUUGAGCUGGAACAGGGCACAGGUGGGGUGCAGCAUUGUGGCUGCACACUGCCCCCUUCAGGCUACAUGGAGCAGCGUGGGCCAUUAGCCUGCUGUGCAGUAGAGGGCCUGCUCCGACACACCCAAUGGGGAGCCUCAUUAGCAGAGAGGUAGACUCCAGCAACUCCUCCAGCCAGCCUCACCCACAGCCCAGGAGGGCGGCGGUGGGUGUGAGGCAUGCCUGCCUCCAAAGGCACAAACGCCCGCUCUCAGACCUGUCACCGUUCUGUUUCUUAAUAAAGCACCAUCUCCACUUA
Microtus oregoni (creeping vole) is the source of this 2464-nucleotide messenger RNA. RefSeq names its product LEM domain nuclear envelope protein 2 (gene Lemd2). The transcript is spliced from 9 exons. The coding region runs from base 31 to 1569 and encodes 512 amino acids. Gene Ontology annotation, molecular function: chromatin DNA binding. Gene Ontology annotation, biological process: nuclear envelope organization; negative regulation of BMP signaling pathway. The record is from RefSeq and is a predicted model, not a curated record. NCBI's taxonomy places the organism in Eukaryota, Metazoa, Chordata, Mammalia, Rodentia, Cricetidae. Gene Ontology annotation, cellular component: nuclear inner membrane.